Molecule: messenger RNA, 876 nt
Organism: Microthlaspi erraticum
Lineage: Eukaryota; Viridiplantae; Streptophyta; Magnoliopsida; Brassicales; Brassicaceae
Source: the annotation of a GenBank genome assembly
AUGUCUAUGAGGUCACGAGGAUUCAAAGAAAAAUGGGAUGGUCAUGCAUGCUUCUACCUGAUCAGAAGGAACAAAUGCAUACAGUGUGAUGUGUGUGAGAAUGCUCCGGCGACGGUGAUAUGUUGUGCCGACGAAGCAGCACUCUGCCCUAACUGCGACGUCCAGAUUCACGCAGCCAACAAACUAGCAAGCACGCACCAACGCCUUCAUCUCGAUUCUCUCUCCACCAAAUUUCCUCGCUGCAAUAUCUGCCAAGGAAAGGCAAAUGAAGUUGUCAUUGUUGGUGGUGGUUACAUUGGCAUGGAAGUUGCUGCUGCAGCUGCGUCUCUCCUCAGCUUGAUUCACCAGUCGUUAAGUUGUCUCCUUCUGUCGCCAAGGACUUAUGCAAGAAGAGCAGAAGAGCAUAUGAUCCGUUUGUUCAGAUACAAAUCCAAAUUUCUCAGGAUUGCUUCCGGUGAGGUUCUGCAGCAGCGCAAAGCUACAUAUUUUCCAGAUCAGGACGAGAAGAAAGUUGAAGCAGCUCGAAGACAGCCUUUGCUUAAGGAGACCAUCUCGGCUGCAAAAGAAUCAGACGCAGUACCUCUUGGAGCCAUUGGAGGGGAUGAUUCACUUGCAUCAGAUGAGAAGAAGGAAAUGCAAAAAUCAGAAGGAACUCCUGAUCCUCCGUCCACCAAAGCUACUCAAGCUUUUCAGUCAAAAAAACUACAGAACAUGCAUCUCCUCGAGAGCUUGGAUGAAGUCUCAACCUGGGUGGAUGUCAGAAUUCUGUCUGAACGUGUAAUGUGGGAAGGUGGAGCAAGGCCAGAGAGACUCUGUUUUGGAUAUAGGACUUGUGUCUCAGGCUUGUUAUACAUUUCCUUUUUUUUUCUUUCAUAA